CUCCACUCUCCAAACCCUGAAAAUUGAACUCUCUAGAGGAAGAGAGAGAGAGAGAGAGAUACACACUCGAGCCGAGCCGUAUUCAAGCCACUUCAAAUCUCUCACUUCACCGCAUCUCAUCGCUAUAACCGCCAGCCGGAGCUCCCGCCGGAGCCUGGAGAUUCCGAUCCGAUCUAGGGUUUCUGUUUGCUUAGCCAUUUCCUCUUUUUUUAGAUUAGUUUAUUAUGUCGUUUACGGGACAGUCGCCUGAUAUUGCCGGCGAACGGCAAUCUGGCCAGGAUGUGCGCACUCAAAACGUGGUUGCGUGUCAAGCGAUUGCAAACAUUGUCAAGUCUUCCCUUGGUCCUGUUGGCCUCGACAAGAUGCUUGUGGACGAUAUUGGUGAUGUGACAAUCACUAACGAUGGUGCCACUAUACUGAAGAUGCUCGAGGUUGAGCAUCCUGCUGCCAAGGUUCUUGUUGAGUUGGCAGAACUACAAGACCGAGAAGUUGGAGAUGGGACAACUUCUGUUGUAAUAAUAGCUGCUGAAUUGCUGAAGAGAGCCAAUGAUUUAGUGAGAAAUAAGAUUCAUCCAACAUCAAUAAUCAGUGGUUACAGACUUGCUAUGAGGGAAGCAUGCAAAUAUGUUGAUGAAAAACUUGCUGUAAAGGUUGAGAAACUUGGUAAAGAUUCUCUUGUGAAUUGUGCCAAGACCAGCAUGUCCUCAAAGUUGAUAGGUGGUGAUAGUGACUUUUUCGCGAAUCUGGUCGUGGAAGCUGUACAAGCAAUAAAGAUGACAAAUGUAAGAGGCGAAGUCAGAUAUCCAAUUAAGGGAAUCAAUAUUCUUAAAGCCCAUGGGAAAAGUGCUAGAGAUAGCUAUCUGCUCAAAGGUUAUGCUCUGAACACAGGACGUGCUGCACAGGGAAUGCCCUUGAGGGUUUCACCUGCCAGAAUUGCUUGCCUCGAUUUUAAUCUUCAAAAGACUAAAAUGCAAAUGGGUGUCCAAGUUUUAGUCAAUGACCCCCGGGAGUUGGAAAAGAUUCGUCAGAGGGAAGCUGACACGACAAAAGAACGAAUUGAGAAGAUUCUUAAGGCAGGAGCAAAUGUGAUUUUAACUACAAAAGGAAUCGAUGAUAUGGCACUUAAGUACUUUGUGGAAGCUGGUGCAAUAGCUGUGAGACGUGUCCGGAAGGAUGACCUACGCCAUGUUGCGAAAGCAACUGGUGCAACUGCGGUCUCAACUUUUGCAGAUAUGGAAGGGGAAGAAACAUUUGAUUCAACUUUUCUAGGAUAUGCUGAUGAAGUAGUGGAGGAACGUAUUGCUGAUGAUGAUGUGAUUAUGAUAAAAGGGACCAAAACCUCAAGUGCGGUUUCUUUAAUACUCAGAGGUGCCAACGACUACAUGCUUGAUGAGAUGGACAGGGCUUUGCAUGAUGCUCUAUGCAUUGUCAAAAGAACUCUGGAAUCUAAUACAGUUGUUGCUGGUGGAGGUGCAGUUGAGGCUGCCCUAUCUGUAUAUCUGGAGAAUCUGGCUACUACCUUAGGAUCAAGGGAACAGCUGGCCAUUGCGGAAUUUGCUGAAUCUUUGCUGAUUAUACCGAAGGUGCUUGCUGUCAAUGCUGCUAAAGAUGCAACUGAAUUGGUUGCUAAACUACGAGCUUACCACCACACUGCACAAACUAAGGCAGAUAAAAAGCAUCUCUCAAGCAUGGGUCUGGACUUGUUGAAGGGUACUGUUCGCAACAACUUGGAAGCAGGAGUCAUCGAACCUGCAAUGAGCAAAGUGAAGAUAAUUCAGUUUGCUACUGAAGCGGCAAUUACUAUUCUUCGAAUUGACGACAUGAUCAAGCUUGUCAAAGAUGAUGGUCAAGGCGAGGAUUGAGUUUUGAUUUGAAGUCUUGUUUGUAAGUGAUCAUGACUUUUGAUCGACGACUUUUUUUGGGAUUGUGGUUUAUGUUCUUUCAGUACUUGUUUUCUGUGUGUUUGAAUCGAAGCUCGUUUUAGGCUGGAGGAAAGUUUUGUUGCUUAUGGAAGAACCUACGCAUAUCAAUUAACGGGAUGGAAAUUAGGAACUGGUUCUCUAGUGGUAAAAUUUGGAUGAAUUAAAUAUUUAUUUGCAGAAAUCUCAACUAGUUGGUCGCUUAUUCGUGUUUUUCUUUGUGUUCCUUUUUUGUUUUAUUGGCUAUAACUUUUAGUUAUAUGUAAUAUGAUAGAUGUUUUGGUGAAAAUUUUGGUUAUUCUGAAUUCAUAUAAUUAUUUGGGUUUUGUGGCAAUCAA
Messenger RNA from Erythranthe guttata (spotted monkey flower), 2257 nucleotides. It is a transcript of the gene TCP-1, whose product is annotated as T-complex protein 1 alpha subunit. The record is from RefSeq and is a predicted model, not a curated record. Lineage: Eukaryota; Viridiplantae; Streptophyta; Magnoliopsida; Lamiales; Phrymaceae. Gene Ontology annotation, biological process: protein folding. Gene Ontology annotation, molecular function: ATP hydrolysis activity; ATP-dependent protein folding chaperone; ATP binding.